This is a messenger RNA of Rhea pennata, 596 nucleotides long. It is a transcript of the gene RPS18, whose product is annotated as ribosomal protein S18. Gene Ontology annotation, molecular function: structural constituent of ribosome; RNA binding. Gene Ontology annotation, biological process: translation. The transcript has 6 exons. Gene Ontology annotation, cellular component: small ribosomal subunit; ribosome; cytosol. The coding region runs from base 101 to 559 and encodes 152 amino acids. NCBI's taxonomy places the organism in Eukaryota, Metazoa, Chordata, Aves, Rheiformes, Rheidae. The record is from RefSeq and is a predicted model, not a curated record.
GCGGCGUCACUUCCGCCGCCGCCCCCGGUGGGGAGCGCUGUGGCGCCACUUCCGCCCUCUCUUCCGGUGGGGAGCCCUGCAGAGCGCCGCGGCCGCAGCCAUGUCUCUCGUCAUCCCCGAGAAGUUCCAGCACAUCCUGCGGGUGCUGAACACCAACAUCGACGGGCGGCGGAAGAUCGCCUUCGCCAUCACCGCCAUCAAGGGCGUGGGGCGCCGCUACGCGCACGUCGUGCUGAGGAAAGCCGACAUCGACCUCACCAAGCGGGCGGGCGAGCUCACGGAGGACGAGGUGGAGCGAGUCAUCACUAUCAUGCAGAACCCGCGGCAGUACAAGAUCCCCGACUGGUUUCUCAACAGGCAGAAAGACGUUAAGGACGGGAAGUACAGUCAGGUGUUGGCCAACGGGCUGGACAACAAACUGCGCGAGGACUUGGAGAGGCUGAAGAAGAUCCGGGCGCAUCGAGGCUUGCGUCACUUCUGGGGGCUGCGCGUGCGAGGCCAGCACACGAAGACCACCGGCCGCCGGGGCCGCACCGUGGGCGUCUCCAAGAAGAAGUAACCCGCGGCCGGCACGUAAUAAAGCACCGUUUCUCAUA